AUGGCGCCUCGAUCCCGUCUACAGGGAUCUGACAAAGGGUAUCAGAGUGAUGUCAGUUCCGACCCGAACGUGAUCUUUUCGGACAAUCUGAUAGCGACUCCACCAGUGACCCGAAUUCCGAUAGUGAGGACUCCGAUGAUGAAAACAAAGCUAGUCGAGGAUACCGACGAUGAGGGCCAGCUACCCUCGGAACGCUACUUGACCCAGGAAGAGAAUCUGAAUGCCUCUCAGCUUCGACAAAACCGGUACAGCGACGGUGCGAAUGUCAAUCUGACUUCUCCGUCGGAGGAUGGAACGGUGUGGACUGUUGAGCAGAAAAGCCCUGAAUUGGAAAUCGAGUAUCCAGAGGGAUAUCUGAGAGUCAAUCACACGUGGGGCCCUUUAAAUCUCGUCGAUGGAUAUGUCGACCCGAAUACAUUCGAAAUAGUGGUGGCCCCGGUCGUAAAUCAAGUCUAUCUCGGGACUAUCCAAGGAAACCUCAAGGAUGAUCUCAGUGUCCAAUUCAAUCUAUCCAGCUCGUCCGGUCAGUUUCGAUUUUUCCUCAGGAAUGGAAAUGAAGUCUGGAUAGAUCUUAAUAUGCGAAUUCAAUUCGGUGGCUAUUUCGAAAGGCAAUGGAAGUUCUUGAGCAUUUGA
This is a messenger RNA of Aspergillus caelatus, 633 nucleotides long. RefSeq lists its product as uncharacterized. Lineage: Eukaryota; Fungi; Ascomycota; Eurotiomycetes; Eurotiales; Aspergillaceae. The record is from RefSeq and is a predicted model, not a curated record. The coding region runs from base 1 to 633 and encodes 210 amino acids. The transcript has 3 exons.